AGUAGACUAUGCUCUCAAUCUUCUCUCGUUCCUGUCGCUUUUUCUUUCUCCUGUCCUUCGACUUCUCUCCUUCUCUUUUUCCCGUCCCCGGCUCCAUCCACUAUUCCAUCCAUCUCCGCCAUCCCCUAAGGCCCCUUCUUCUCAUACGCAUCUUAUCCUGCUCAUUUCCAAAACUAUUCUCCAUUAAUUACACUCUCCUCACACUGGUCAUACUGCUUUAGUAUCGUCAAUGCUCUGUCGUAUCCCCAGUAUCCGGGAGGGAGUAACGAAACUAUUCAUAUUCUCAGCCAUCCUCGCCUUUACGCCCCAUUUCCAUACCCAUGCUCAGUCCAAAGGACCAGGGCCACGUGCGGGUCAUUGCGUGGUUGAACAUAAAAACACCCUUUAUUUCCUAGGAGGCACUGCACCGACCUCCGACGGCUAUGCUGCAUUUACGUCCCUCAAAUUACCCCUGACCGCAGCUUCCACUGCAGACCCAGAAACAUUCCCUUGGCUUGACCUGCCAGAUUCUCCUGUACCCAUUCAAAUCACAAACCUUACGAUGACCUAUUCAAGCCAGACUCCAACAUCUACACCUUCGUGGAUCGACUGUUUUGCAACAGAUGAUGGGCGUAUUAUCGUAGUAGGCGGGGGUUUCCAAUUGCUUGUCUACAACAUCGGUACAUCUUCCUGGAGCGACACUGCCACACCGGCCUCGUCCAUCAUAUUCGGCCCAAAUGUAUCCUCGAACAUGUUCCUGAACCCAGUCUACAUUCAGUCAAGGAUCCUGGCGGACGGAUUUACGGCCCUCGUCGUCUGCACUCUCACAUGGAACAGCCAACCUCAGCCGUACUAUCUGGACACGAAUACAUGGCUGGUCACGCUCGCAAUUGGGACAUCUCAAACAACCCCUCCAGGCACCACGGGGGCCUUGAGCGGCUGGGGCGCCAUCCCAGGCGGAGGAACCUUGCUGCCGCCGGCUGGUUUCCGACACUAUACACUUGCCAUCUUGGGACAGGAUAAAAAUGAGCCUAAAAAGAAUUACGGCAACGGGCGAGCGUUCAUCAUAGGAGGUUACUCGACAUUAGUAACGGGCCAGGUCCAGGACUGGGAUGCAAUUACGUCUUUUCCUGUUCAGCAAGCGCCAUCAAACGUGGUAGUCAUGUUUGGAAACAUGGGUUCACUUCCAAAGAUAACAAGGGGGUCCGCUGCAUAUCCAGUAUCACCUUCGCAACUCGACAUCUUCCCUGGAAACGGUGGUGGGUCGAGCACACAGCAGCAGAUUGUGGUCUUUGAUAAGAACCAAAACGUGGCGACAAUGCUGUCUGGGAUCACAGGAGGACCUAGAAACACAAUGUUCCGCGGCGCGACAGUCAUCGGACAAGGACAGCAGAUAUUUCUGCAUGGCGGGCUCAAAAGUCUGGACUUCAGUGCCCCACAGGAAUCUCCUCCGCUCGACUAUCUGGACCAAUCUGUCGGUGUCUGGAAUGGUGGAUCUCAACAAUGGGGCGACACCGUCGACAUUUACACCCCAAAGAAGUCCAAUUCAUUGAUGAUUGGAGUGAUUGCUGGGGGCGUUGCAUUGGUACUGCUCAUCGUAAUUGGAAUCUGGUUUAUCAGGAGAAGACGACGGAUGCGCAUGCAUGAGGAGGAGGAGCGGCAAACCAAAGGCAUGGUGUUGAAGAGCGAGGACAUGUUGCAAAAGGAGCAUAGGGUCAGCCGCAAUGGUGAUAGCAACCCAAGCAGCGGUACCACUCCCGUAGUCGCUUUUGCGCAUCCGCUGCUGGCCGGAUACCCCCACGCUGAAACCGGGACGCAUAGCCUACUGAAGUACUCGAACGGACUCCCCAGCGAACAAAACUACAGUCAAAUUCAGAACCCCUACGCCAAGGCAGAGUCGAUCAUGGACGAAUUUGCGACGCAGGCAGCUACAGCGACGCGCAUUCCGCAUGCUCCUCAAGAGUACCCGCCGUCCAGCACAAUUAACGAAGAUGCUUCGAGCGGCGACAUAUCGAGGUCGCCGUCGCAUUACCAGACUGUAGUCAGUGUCCCUGGACGCCCAUUGUACGGAAUGGGCUCAUAUGGUAUCGCGAAGCAGGAACUCACAGACAUUGUCUCUGCUCCCGAGCCUCUAGAGCCAUCAACCUUGGAAGACCUUGAGAACCUCAGGACCCUACGAGCGAGUCUCGACGGCAGUUCCCAAACAUUGCUCGGUACUCCGCAUACCCAGCGGGACUCCUCUCUCGAUAUUCGCCCGUACACCAGAACCUCAUCCACAUCAUUCACUCAAUACGGAGGCACCUAUCAAAGCCCCUACAUGUCUUCGCCUGCAUUUUCGGCAACGUACUCAAUGCCGGACUCUGCGCACGGUAGUGACACGGCGGGUUCAUCACUUAUCCGAUAGGAUUCGCCUUCUGCCAACCUCAUGAACCAAAUUGCAAACAUGCACGUGUAUACUACAGCAUCCCCUCCCAGAGAUCAGCACAGCUCCAAAAUCUCUUUCCGUAGUGCCCCUAAUUAACAUUUUUAAUCUCUC
This is a messenger RNA of Gamsiella multidivaricata, 2515 nucleotides long. RefSeq lists its product as uncharacterized. The coding region runs from base 230 to 2383 and encodes 717 amino acids. The transcript has 2 exons. The record is from RefSeq and is a predicted model, not a curated record. Lineage: Eukaryota; Fungi; Mortierellomycota; Mortierellomycetes; Mortierellales; Mortierellaceae. Gene Ontology annotation, molecular function: protein binding.